Molecule: messenger RNA, 1224 nt
Organism: Schizosaccharomyces osmophilus
Lineage: Eukaryota; Fungi; Ascomycota; Schizosaccharomycetes; Schizosaccharomycetales; Schizosaccharomycetaceae
Gene: mug176
Product: BRCT domain protein
Exons: 1
Coding region: 1-1224 (407 amino acids)
Source: RefSeq, a predicted model, not a curated record
AUGCUAUCGCUGGAAUCAAAACAAGAUGUUUUGCCGAAUCCUCGAAUGCAUAGAAAGGGACAUUAUCGUCGUCAUAGCUUGCAUUCUCUACAAUCUCUGAAAUCCAACACGGAGCCAGUUUCAAAACAACACCAAACAGUAACGAACAUAAACCGCUCUCAUAGGAGACACGAGCGUGUCAAUAGUCUUGACGGUGUUGGGUUUCCCUCAGAACGAUUCGGCGUCGCUCCUCGUAUAUCUGACAAAAAUAUCCCAUCUUUGAUUCCCUUUGCAUCUUCCAAGUAUCUGUCUCCUGUAGGUCGUGACUCUCCUCCAAAUGAUGGCUAUUUCUCUGCAAUCACUGAAGAACAACUAGAAGACGCUUAUGCUGAUUUUUGGAAGCCGACCGUUUCUCUUUCGUUGUCGUCGAAAUCGGUGCACGAUACGACUGUGUCCACACAGGUAGCCUCAAAGUUCAAGGAAGAACAAUUUCCAUUGUCUAUGGCUUCAGUGUCUGUGACAAUUGAGGAAAAAAUGUUGGAUCGUAAUAUUCUGGCUCAGCAAUUAACCGAACUUGGAGCCACCAUUCACAAACGGCCUCAAUUUAGUAAACACGAUUUAACAACUCACAUGGUCUUGCCAAAAAACAGCUAUUCCUACUCGAUGCUCGAUGCCAUACCCUCCGAAAGCACAAUAGAAUUCGUCUCGCCGGAAUGGGUUGCGGCUUGUUAUUCAGCGAAAAAGUGGGUGAACGAAUCCGCCUUCCGUAUAAACUUUAAAAGUUUGGUACCGAGGCAUGGUUUGGCACUUGCAAACAUAAAUCCCUCCAGGUCUCAGGUAACUCGUAUGAAAACAAAAUCGGGCCCUUUUGUAUUAGAUGUAGACAUGCCUUCUCAUAAUCAGUCGAGAACGAGUUCCAAAAAACCUUUGGAGGGAAUUGAAUAUAACUUCAAUCCAUCGUUUGCUGAAAAUGCUCGUUUGCUCAAGGAAAGGCCUAAAUCAAAAGGAAAUACGACUUUUCUCAACGUGCCUUCAGCAAAAAAACGACCAAAUGGUAGGGAAGGUGUUUUUCGCGUUCAGGAAACCAAUGCUUUGAAAUUAGAUUCACCUUUUAGUGCAACCAAAUUAUCCAAUCUAUCUCCUCGCCAGAGAAAACAAUUGGAAUCCGCCAAAAAGAAAUAUUUGGCUUAUGAACCCAUCGUUGGGUCACCAUUAAAACAAAAAAUUACAUUUUUCGAUCUUUGA